Amorphotheca resinae ATCC 22711 is the source of this 1886-nucleotide messenger RNA. RefSeq lists its product as hypothetical. The record is from RefSeq and is a predicted model, not a curated record. Gene Ontology annotation, cellular component: glucosidase II complex. Gene Ontology annotation, biological process: N-glycan processing. The transcript is spliced from 3 exons. The coding region runs from base 164 to 1837 and encodes 557 amino acids. Lineage: Eukaryota; Fungi; Ascomycota; Leotiomycetes; Helotiales; Amorphothecaceae.
GCUGCAAUAAGCGAAAACCUCGCGUAAGAUAUAAAUAAAGCUGGCCUUUUCGUAGCCUCGUUGCCUUGUUCUACCGAGGACGUACUGGGGUAACAGGACAGCUUGGAGCUUCCCCCACAGUCUACAUAUAUAUCACGGCAUCAUCUGCCACAACACCACAAUCAUGAGGAGAAUUGAAACAAUCCUGCUCCUCAGCACCAUCUCCAGCUCCAUCCUCGCUGCUGAGACUCCCCGUCCCCGCGGCGUGGGGCCAGAAUUCGCGAAAUUCUAUAAAUCCACCUCAAGCUUCACCUGCAUCUCGAACCCCGCGAUCACGCUCGACCCUUCGCGCAUCAAUGAUGACUACUGCGACUGCCCGGACGGCUCUGACGAGCCUGGCACCGCCGCCUGCACACAUCUAUCACCACUCUCACCACCGCAGCCGGGCGCGGGCGAGAACGUGACCCUCGCGCUGCCAGGGUUUUACUGCAAGAACAAAGGACACAUCCCCGGGUACGUGCCGCAUCUGUAUGUGAACGACGGGGUAUGCGACUACGAGGGGUGUUGCGACGGGAGUGAUGAGUGGGCGGGGGUUGGUGGGGUCAAGUGCCCGGAUCGAUGUCAAGAGCUGGGGCAGGAGUGGAGGCGACUAGAUGAGUUGCGACAGAAGGCCGCGCGGGCGGCGUUGAAGAAGAAGGCGGAGUUGGUUCAGGAGGCGGCACGGUUGAGAGCUGGUGUGGAGACCAACAUUAAGGGGUUGGAAGAUGAGAUUAGAGCCCUGGAGGCUCAGGAGGCGGAGUUGGAGAGGAAGUAUCAGGAGCUGGAGAGGAAGGAAAGGGGAAAGGUCGUUACGAGUAAAGGGAAGGGGUCUAAGGUCACGGUUUUAGCUGGAUUGGCUAAGCAGAGAGUGGAGGAGUUGAGGAACGCCUUGAUCAGUGUCACAGGAAAGAGGGAUGCGUUGAAAGAGAGGGUCAAGGAGCUCGAGGCUAUUCUUUCAGCAUUCAAGGAGGAAUACAACCCUAAUUUCAACGAUGAGGGAGUCAAGAGGGCGGUCAAGUCUUGGGAGGAUUAUGCCGCGAACAAAGUCGAAACGGAUGACUCAGCUGAGGAGCGUGACAUUCAGGAGAUCGCGAAACCGGAUAGCGAGAGUGAGGGUAUCAACUGGGCGGAGUGGGAGACUGAGGCGGAGGAGAGUGAUACAGAUGCCAUCUACAAGCUCGAGGAGUACCUCCCAAGUGCUGUGCGCGAAUGGGUCCACCAAAAGCUCACCGACUUCCGUAUCAUGCUUGUCGAGAAUGGCAUCCUUGCAGACAACGCAAAUUCAGGCAGCGAGUCCAAAGUUGUCUCAGAUGCCCGCAACGCCCACCAGACCGUCUCUGACAAUCUCGAGAAAAAGAGGUCUUCUCUAGAGGAUCUCAGAGCCGACCUUGGCAAGGACUACGGCGAAGAGGACGUCUUCCGGGCGCUAAAGGACACUUGCAUCGAAAAGGAUUCAGGCGAGUAUACCUACGAGCUGUGCUGGCUGUCGAGGACAAGUCAGAAGUCUAAGAAAGGAGGUGGGAGCACGGGGAUGGGGAACUUUGUCCGCUUCGAUACGAUCGAGGUUGACGAGGAGAUUGGCGCGGAUGGGAAGGGUCUCGGGCAAGGCGAGAGGUUGACGCUGAUGUAUGAGAAUGGCCAGCACUGCUGGAAUGGGCCGAAUAGGCAGACGACCGUUGUUCUAGCCUGUGCGGAGAAGGACGAGAUCUGGAAGGUGCAGGAGCAAGAGAAGUGCAAGUACCGCAUGGAUGUGGGAACUCCCGCUGUCUGUGAGAAGACUGCAUCGAAGCCGGCGCCGAAGGAGAAGGAUGAGCUGUAGAUUAAACCAGAUCUAAACUUUUGAAUCCUUUUUUUAUUUAUUUUUAUUC